Molecule: messenger RNA, 1554 nt
Organism: Lecanosticta acicola
Lineage: Eukaryota; Fungi; Ascomycota; Dothideomycetes; Mycosphaerellales; Mycosphaerellaceae
Source: the annotation of a GenBank genome assembly
AUGACAGCUCCAUCCCGCUCCGGCAGCGAUGCUGCCAACAACAUGCCUUCCAUGCUGAGAGGUCUCUAUCAGUCCGCUCACAAGCCCGACAUCAAGAUCAAUUUGGACAACAGACGGACCACUUGUACCACUCUGGACAAGCUGCAAGGCGUCGUUCAGAUUACGGCGCCAACCGACACCAGCUUCGACGACAUCGAUGUCGAAUUCGUGGGUACUUCGCGCACCUAUGUCGAGCGCCUCACAACUGCCGCCGCAGUCUCAGGCCGUUCAGAGGCUUUUCAUCAAUUCCUCAAGCUGCUGAUGCCACGCAUGCAGCAGCACUACCCACAGGACAAGAUUCUGAAGGCUGGCCAGACCUAUGAAUUUCCCUUCGUCUUUGUCGUACCUCCGCAACUGCUGCCACGGAUAUGCCAACACAAAGUAGCCAACGACACCCUCCGGGAUGCGCAUACUCAGCUUCCUCCAAGCUUCGGCGACCUUGGCGAGCCCCAAGGCGCCUCCAAAAUAGACAAGCUCGACGACAUGGCUCCAGAGAUGGCGAGCAUCCGUUACGGUGUAUUCGCCCGUAUCUCGAAGAACAGAGAGAGCGAUGGGGAAGUCACACGAACCACACUUGCUAGCAAAGCCAGGAGACUUCGCAUCAUCCCCUCGACUCCUGAGCAACCUCCGUUGGCGAUCGAUCACGACGAUGCAGAGUACACCAUGCGCAAGGAGCGAGUCAUCAGGAAAGGACCCCUGAGACCGAAGCUGGGAACGCUGGUUGUCGAAGCCACGCAGCCUCCGUCGAUGCGCAUGCAUGCUCGCAGCGAGGCGGACCAACAGCCAGCGAUGGCUACCAUCAUGCUCCGAUUCGACCCGGUCGAUGAGAAGGCCCCGCCACCUCGCCUCGGUAGCCUCAGCAGCAAGCUCAAGGUCUGCACGUAUUUUGCGAGCACUUCUCGGAGUACCUAUCCCACGAAGCAGGCUUCGUUAUUGGACAUGUCUCAGGGUUUGCACAGUGAGCAGCUCAAUCUCGCAUCGCGCUGUGUGGCCAACGUGGAAUGGACGAAGCACGACUCCAACAACGUCGACAGCCCAGACCGCCGAGACCCCGCAUCUUCCACCGCAUUUGUCGGCAUGAGUACCGCCUACAAGGGCAAGUCAUAUUACUUGGCCAAAAUCCUUGCGCCUGUCAGCUUGCCUACCAACAAGGCGUUUGUACCUACAUUCCACUCCUGUCUGAUCAGCAGGGUGUAUCAGCUCAAGCUAGAGCUCGGUCUGCACACUGCUGGACUGGGCGGUACCGUCGAUCUCAAGAUCCCCCUCCAGAUCUCCUGUCAAGGUUCCAACGGCGAGAACAGCCCACGACGCGGCUCGGUCAACUCCUCCAUGGAGAUGGAGAUGGACGACGAGGAUGUCGGCGGAUUCUUCGAGGCGCGCACGCUCCGCAUUCCCGAUGACCAGUAUGUCGGCCGCAGCAGAAUCGGCAGCGAGGUACCGCUGGAGGACGAUGCGCCUCCAGGAUAUUCCUAUUUUUCUCCUCAGAACGGCACUCAGCGUGUGCCCGUCUUCUAA